Molecule: messenger RNA, 2745 nt
Organism: Ambispora leptoticha
Lineage: Eukaryota; Fungi; Glomeromycota; Glomeromycetes; Archaeosporales; Ambisporaceae
Source: the annotation of a GenBank genome assembly
AUGAAUGUAUCAAAAAAAGACGAAGAUUCUGGCAAUUUGGGAAUAUUUUAUCACUUGGAUAAAACCACAGUGCUUCAAGAGGCUCGAGUAUUCAACGAAACGCCCAUUAUUCCACGAAAAUGCCGCCUCCUAUUAACAAAAAUCAUAUAUUUAUUGUAUCUUGGUGAGCCAUUGGGAACAAAGGAAGCAACUGAGCUUUUCUUUAGUGUAACCAAAUUAUUUCAAUCUAAAGACAUUGCUCUUCGACAAAUGGUUUAUCUGGUAAUCAAAGAACUAUCAACUAUUGCCGAAGAUGUAAUUAUGGUGACUAGUAGCUUGAUGAAAGAUAUGCAACCAAAAUCCGAAGUUAUAUAUCGCGCUAAUGCCAUCCGAGCUCUGUGUAAGAUAAUCGACGCUUCCAUGCUUCCCAGUGUUGAACGAUUUCUCAAAGCAGCAAUUAUCGACAAGACUCCAUCGAUAUCAUCGGCUGCGCUGGUCUCAAGCUAUCAUCUCUUUCCUGCGGGUAAAGAUGUGAUUCGGAGAUGGGCUAACGAAGUUCACGAAGCAAUUAAUUCAAAACCAGCUUCGUUAGUGGGCAGCGCUUCUUCAUAUCUAACGUCUUUUUCAACUGGUGCUUCUUCAUAUGCUACGCAACCAUCAACAAGUAAUAUAAAUCAGUAUCAUGCUUUGGGACUACUUUAUCUGAUUCGUCAGCAUGACCGAAUGGCUGUAACAAAGGUGAUUCAACAGCUUGCUGGAGGCGGUAGAAGCGGUUUUGGAUCCUCGAGUAGCGUGCUCCGUAAUCCGUUUGCAUAUUGUUUGUUGAUUCGAUAUGCUGCAAAAAUUCUUGAUGAAGAUCCAAACUCAAGGCAACAGAUGUAUGAAUUACUAGAGGCGUGGCUGAGACACAAGAGUGAUAUUGUUAAUUUUGAAGCUGCAAAAGCUAUUUUGCUGCAGCUCUUCCUUUCUUCGCCAAAACCAACACAACGUUUUGCAGCAAUUCGUGCGCUCAACAAACUAGCCAUGACUCAUCCAACGGCAGUUCAACCAUGUAAUUUAGAUAUGGAGAAUCUGAUCACCGAUCAGAACAGAAGUGUUGCUACUUUCGCGAUAACUACCUUGCUCAAGACAGGAAACGAGGCGAGUGUUGAUCGAUUAAUGAAGCAAAUAACAGGAUUCAUGAGUGAAAUAUCAGAUGAAUUCAAAGUGAUUGUAGUAGACGCGAUUCGCUCCUUAUGUCUUAAAUUCCCCUCAAAGCAAGCAGUUAUGCUAAACUUUUUAAGUGGGGUGUUACGUGAUGAGGGUGGUUACGAAUUUAAGCGGGCGGUAGUUGAGGCGAUAUUUGACUUGGUAAAAUUUAUUCCGGAAUGCAAGGAGGCUGCACUUGCUCACUUAUGUGAAUUCAUUGAAGACUGUGAAUUUACAAAAUUGUCUGUACGCGUUCUUCAUUUGCUUGGUGUUGAGGGACCGAAGACAACAACACCCACCAAAUAUAUACGAUACAUUUAUAAUCGCGUUAUUUUGGAGAACUCGAUUGUUAGGGCGGCUGCGGUUAGCGCACUUGCAAAAUUUGGCGUGAGUGUCGGAGAUGUAGAGGUGAAAAAGAGUAUUAAAGUUUUAUUGACAAGAUGCUUGGACGAUAAUGACGAUGAAGUACGUGAUAGAGCCACCUUAUACCUAAAGCUCUUGGAAGACGAAACAAGUGCUGAAAAAUAUGUCAAAGAUGAUUCAACAUAUUCUCUUUCAGCUUUAGAAAAACAACUUGUUCAAUAUGUAAGCACAUCCGAAGCAACUGAAAAACCCUUCGACUUGUCUGCAAUACCAAAAAUCACCAAAGCACAAGCUGAAGCUGAAAACACACGCGCACGAAACAUUGAUCAUAAUACGACAUCUCAGACUCUUGGAGGUGUCAGCGCAACAAAUGUUAUCAAUACUUCGAUUACCACCGCUAGCAGAGAUGUAACUACUCCUACACCAGCCGGUCUAGAUCAACAGCACGUUUAUGCUCGGAAACUGGCCGCAAUUCCAGAAUUUGCUUCAUAUGGUGAAUUAUUUACUAGUAGCAACAAACCCAUUGAUCUGACAGAAAGCGAGACUGAAUAUGUUGUUAGUUGCGUUAAACAUAUAUUCAAGGAACACAUUAUCUUUCAGUUUAAUAUUACAAAUACAUUAAAUGACACGUUGUUGGAAAAUGCUUCAGUUGUCAUGCAACCGGAAUCAGACGAUAUUUCGCUGGAAGAGGUUUUAGUUCUUCCAGCACCAAAAUUGGCAUACGAUCAACCUGCUUCUGCCUAUGUUGUUUAUAAACGCAUAAAUUCCGACGAAUAUGUGCUUGGUUCUUUUUCAAAUACAUUAAAAUACAUAGUUAAAGAAUUUGAUCCUUCCACGGUUCAGGUUGAAGACAUCGAUCUACUUGCUGGUGAUUAUGUCCUUCCUACGUAUUUGAGCGAUUUCACUGCUGCAUGGGAUCAACUUGGUGAAGAUGGACAAGUAGUCGAGACAUUUGCAUUAACCGCCAUGAAUAGUCUGAAAGACGCCUGUGCCAAACUAAUCAGUCUGCUCGGUAUGAGCGAUGUCGAGAAUACUGGCACUCCUCAAUCCACAAGUCUACACACAUUGUUACUCUCGGGAACUUUUCUAGGUGGUAUCAAAUUACUCGCUAAAAGUCGAAUGACCUAUGCGCCCAGCUCUGGUGUAACUAUGGAAUUAACAGUGCGCUCGCAAGAUAUAGAAAUAAGUCGUUUCGUGAUUGGCGCGAUCGCAUGA